AUGGCAGGCUUACCACAAACUCUUCUGUUGGUUUUACUGAUCACCUGCAGUUCUCUUAAAUGUGCAGAUAAAAAACCAAACAACAGGACCAUCCCCUGCAGAAUUACAGAAAAUGGCUUUUCAGCGAGUUUUGAUUGCAGAGCUCGUUGGUUACAAAUGGUGCCUCAUCCCAUAAAAUAUACUUCUGAUUCUGUGGAGCUCCUGCUGUCUCAAAACCUCAUACAGACCAUAAACAAUGAAUCUUUCCACGACUGGCAUAACCUUACAAAAAUAGACUUAAACUGGAAUCACUAUCCAAAGUCCAAACUUGACAAUGCAGACAUAUGCAAAAGAGGAUUAGAAAUAGAAAAUGGAACUUUUUCUUAUUUAUCAAAGCUUGAAGAAUUAUUUAUUGACCACAAUUUGCUAUGCAAAAUACCACAAGGAAUUCCAAGUACUGUACAGACAUUAAGCUUUAGCUAUAAUAAUAUUUUCUCAGUUAGCAAACAAAUCCUAUCCCCUCUCAUAAACUUGAAAAUACUUUUCCUAAGUCAUAAUUGUUAUUUUGGUAAUGACUGUGACCAAGUUUUAGACAUAGAAGAAGGAACAUUUGCAGGGCUUGCAGAAUUAACUGUACUCUCUCUAUCAUUUAACAACUUAACCUGUGUUCCUUCAAAACUACCAGCAUCAUUGAAAGAACUUUACCUAAGUAAUAACAACAUACAGACUAUUAAUGAAAACGAUUUUCAGAACCUUGUCAAUUUAGAAGUUCUUUUCUUAAGUGGUAACUGCCCACGGUGUUUUAAUGCAAAUUAUCCAUGUAAAAACCAGUGCAAGCUAAUCUCUAUUAAUAUACAUCCAUUUGCUUUUCAAAAUCUCAAAAACUUGACUAAGCUCCAUCUUGGUAGCACUUCCCUAAGAACAAUACCACCCAUAUGGUUUCAAAACACAACUCAGUUAAAAAUAUUGAAUCUUGAGCGAAAUUAUUUAAUAAAAGAAAUUGCAUCAGCAGACUUCUUACUUCAUUUGCCAUUUUUAGAAGUACUAGAUUUGUCUUUUAAUUAUGAUUUGCGAUCUUAUGCAAAUCACAUAAACAUUUCAGAUCACUUCUCCAAGUUAUUGUCUCUUCGGGAACUACAUAUACAAGGUUAUGUCUUUAAAGAUAUUGCUGCCCAAAAUUUAGCCCCCCUCAAGAAUCUUUCUAAAUUAAAGAUAUUAAAUCUUGGAAUAAACUUCAUUAGGCAAGUUGAUUUUGACGUUUUUCAAAAAAUUACGGGAUUACAAUUGAUCUAUUUGUCUGAGAACAGAAUAACGCCAUUUUCAGAAAAAAACAAUAAAAUUAAAUUGUUUGGCGACCACAAUUAUAGCGUUUCAUCUCCAGGUUUCACGUUUCCAACACAAUCUAAUUUUCAACUAACCAAUACCUUUAAUCAACUAGUAAAACCUCAGUGUAGUUCUCAUGGUAAAACGUUAGAUCUCAGCCUAAACAGUAUUUUUUUCAUCGAUCCUGAAGAAUUCCGUUCAUUUUCAGAUAUAGCAUGUUUGAAUUUGUCAUCCAAUGGAAUUGGCCAAGAUUUAAAUGGAACUGAAUUUAUCUACUUGAAAAAGUUAGUAUAUUUAGAUUUAUCAUUUAAUAAACUUGAUUUUGAUUCUUUGAAUGCUUUUCAGGAAUUGCCUGCUUUAGAAGUGCUAGACUUGAGUUAUAACAGCCAUUAUUUCCUAGUAGAUGGUGUAACUCAUCGUCUUAAAUUUAUUGAAAAUCUUCAGUACCUUAAAGUCUUAAAUUUAAGUUGGAACAAAAUAUCAACACUAACUGACUUUCAGCUUUUAAGUCACAGUUUGAAAGAAUUACAAUUUUCAGGAAACCGCCUGGAUGUAUUAUGGAUGAAAGGGGACAAAAGGUAUCAUAAGCUUUUUAAGAAUCUUUAUAACUUAACAAGUCUUGAUAUCUCUCAUAAUAGGCUCCAUAAAAUAAGUGAAGAAAAACUUAAUAACUUGCCUUUAAGCCUUACGAAACUGUAUCUAAACAAUAAUGAGCUGGUUUAUUUUGGAUGGAAAGCACUAAAGGCUUAUAAGAAUCUGAAGCAUCUUGACUUAAGUCACAACAAAUUAACAAUGGUUAUGGCCAACCUUUCCAUUUACACAUAUUCAUUGAGCACACUUAUACUUAGCUACAACAGUAUUUCAAAUUUGCCAGUUGCAUUUUUGCAUAGAGCUGGAAAUCUUACAGAAUUAAGUUUAAGUUUUAAUCAUUUAAAGAGUAUCAACAGUUCGGUUUUGUUGUCUGGAUCUGAAAACUAUUUGAAAGUGUUAAGACUAAAAGGAAACCCAUUUGAUUGCACAUGUGAAAUGAUUGAUUUUAUCAGGUGGAUCUAUGCAAAUAAUGUCACAAUCCCACGACUGGCCACUGAUGUCACCUGUGCGACUCCUGAAAAUAGGAAGGGAAGUGGUAUCAUAUAUUUUGAUGUACAUACAUGUGAUUUAGAUAGGGCUUCAAUGAUACUAUUCUUUUUGUCACUCUUGUUAGUCAUAAAUGUAAUGGUUUUAUCAGUUUUGAAAAAUGUAUUUUACUGGGAUCUCUGGUAUGUUUAUCAUGUAUGUGUGUCUAAACUGCGCUGGUACAAAGUCUGUAAAUCAGAUUGUCUCUAUGAUGUAUUCAUAGCAUAUGACAACAAGGACCCAGAGGUCAGUGAUUGGAUCUUCAAUGAACUAUGUCAUCACUUGGAGAACAGGGGAGACAAACACAUGCAUCUCUGCUUAGAGGAAAGAGACUGGGAACCAGGCAAAGCCAUCAUUGAUAAUCUUGCACACAGUAUUAAUCGGAGUAAAAAGACUUUAUUUGUCCUUACAAGGAAAUAUGUCAAAAGUGGGAAAUUUAAAACUGCAUUUUAUUUAGCCUUACAAAAACUAAUGGAUGAAAAUAUGGAUGUGAUUGUAAUUGUUCUACUAGAACCUGUGUUACAGAAUUCACAGUAUUUACGACUCAGGAGAAAAAUCUGCAAAAGCUCUAUAAUGGAAUGGCCUAAAAAUCCAAAGGCAAAAGGCUUAUUUUGGCAAAGGAUGAAAAAUAUGCUGAUGACAGAAAAUUGCAUGAGAUACAAUACAUUUUACACUGAUCCUAUAGCAAAUUAGAAGUCAGAUCCGCAAUGCCACUGUCUUGUUUAUGCCAUGUCAUUUUUUAAUUUGCAAAGACAUACUUUUGUUUCUAUAAAACUGAACACUGUUUUGAGGCUGGAAAACCUGAAGCAGCAGCAGGUCCAAAAACAUAUGUCUCAGUGAAAGGAGUGGGUCCAAAAUCCUUACCAAGGGCCCCAUUGAAUUGCUAUAAAGGGAGCAUUUUAAAAAAAAUAUUGUCACUGAUACUGUAAACAUGUGUUUAGAAAAAAAACAUCUUCAUUACAUAUACUUUGGAAAUGCAGAGACUGUUUAUUAUACUGUACCUAAAUUAUAAAUGCAUAUACAUUUCAAUACAAUUGAGAAAUAAUUAUAUUUGGCAAAAAACAUUGUUAUAUGCUAUGAAAUUUUUUUUUUAGUGUUGUGCCUUCACUGAAGCAAAUUCAGUUGGUCUUCAUUUUUUCUUUUGUUGCUGCAUACUAUAUUCAUACUCAGAGGAAGUGCCAAUAACAGGAAACAGCAUGCAUCAGUAGUUUCUUAUACUGCACU
Molecule: messenger RNA, 3642 nt
Organism: Xenopus laevis (African clawed frog)
Lineage: Eukaryota; Metazoa; Chordata; Amphibia; Anura; Pipidae
Product: toll-like receptor 8
Exons: 1
Coding region: 1-3111 (1036 amino acids)
Source: RefSeq, a predicted model, not a curated record